AUGCCACGUGGAUCAAGCACAUUUGGGUUUGUCGGGUCAUUGGAUCGGCUUUCUAUACGCGUUCAACUAUUCCAAAAAGGUAUCCAAUCCUUGGAUUUCGACAAGUUCAGCUUGGAGAACAACGCUAAUGUAUUGGAGGAGAAGCCGACAAAAAGUCGGCUAGAUGACGUCACUUUUGGAUGGAAACAAAAAGUUGGGAGAGCUGAAAAUAGCAAUCGCCGCAUUUUUACACUUCGAGACGACGAUGAGUUCCCUGACUAUCUGAAAGACUUUAAACCGGUAGAUGACGCACCGAAAGUGGAGAAUAAGAAGGAUUCUGAAUAUCCAUAUAGUGACUAUGUGGUGUAUCGAAAAUCCGCAGCAACACGUCCAAUAGUCAAAAAGCACUACUUGUUCAUUUUCGCCAAGUUGGGACCGAUGGAAAUUGAGGACCCGUCCGCCGUGGAACUUCUCUUCCGGAUUACUGUAACCGACUCAAAUCGUCUUACUGUCGAACCAGCGAUCGAUCAAGAGGAAAUUCAUUUGGAGACGAGAUUUGGUGAUUUCACAGUGAAGAUGAAAAUAGAAGACGUCGAGCAGAAUUCAGAAGACCAGAUGAUCGAAGAAAGUGUUGGACGGAGUCGAAAAGGGAGGACCAGUGUGAGCAGUAUCCCAGAAGCGGAAACGUUUGUAGCCGCCAGAGAUGGUUUAGUGGAGUCUGUAGUCAAUGUGUCCAUAGAAAAAGGAGUAAGCUUCCUGUUCGAAGACGGGCUAACUAUUGACUACAAACUACAAAUGCCACGUGGAGUCCGAUUGAAAUCGAAAAAUGAAACUGGGCGGUCGCAGCGGUAUGCAGCAGAGGAGACUGGCGGAAAUAUUAAUUUUGGAUAUUUUUUGGAAUUCGUUUUCGAGUCGAAAUACAUGGAUUCUCAGCCACUUUUAAUGUUGAGAAUUAUGGCGGUUGAUUACUGGGGACGACAGUAUAUUGCAGGAUAUGGAUCCGCUUAUUUAUCGCUAGAUCCGGGGAGAUCCCACUCCAAAAUCCAUUUAUGGCGCCCUAUUAGUCAUAACACGUUAUACGAAAUGUUCGUCGGUCAAGCUAUUGAUAUUGACUAUUUUGGUACACCACAGACAUCUAUGGAACGAAUGGGUCGAAAUGGACAACCUUCUGGAAUAGUUUGUAUUGAGACCACCUGUAUUGCACAGUCCAGACAUUUUAUGGCCAGAGAUAUACUGUAUCAGUUGAAAUAUGGAUCAAAGAUGGCGGAUAUGGGACUCCGCUCCGACUUUUACCAACGCAUCAUAAAAGUGCUCAUGGAAUUUGAGGAGGCUCGUUCAAAACUGAUUAUGGCUCGUGCGUUGAACAGAAAAAAGAUACAAUUGUAG
Messenger RNA from Caenorhabditis remanei, 1365 nucleotides. RefSeq lists its product as uncharacterized. Gene Ontology annotation, cellular component: MKS complex. Gene Ontology annotation, biological process: cilium assembly. The coding region runs from base 1 to 1365 and encodes 454 amino acids. The transcript has 10 exons. The record is from RefSeq and is a predicted model, not a curated record. Lineage: Eukaryota; Metazoa; Nematoda; Chromadorea; Rhabditida; Rhabditidae.